This is a messenger RNA of Lactuca saligna, 2030 nucleotides long. NCBI's taxonomy places the organism in Eukaryota, Viridiplantae, Streptophyta, Magnoliopsida, Asterales, Asteraceae. The record is from the annotation of a GenBank genome assembly.
GUUGGACCAAAAUGACCAUCGGUCAGACCUUGAAAUCACCAGUUAAAGACUCGGGUGGAGUCGGUUUCAUUUGCAGAAAGAACACAAACACAACAAAAUCUAAUCUUACAUCACUUCCGGCGAAUUCUGCUGCGUGGAGCGUACAAAACUCCCAACUACUAGAUCGACUUCUCUUUUUCUCACUCCGCUCCGAUUCCGUUCAACCCCUGCCGCCGGUAGUUUCUUCAACUCCAGUCUCCACUCUCUUCUAUUCUUCGUCCUUUCCGUCACGCUGGAUUUUAUAUAGAGACUGAGUAAACCCCCAAUCGUUGACGGCAACAGGGUUUCCGAAACCCAUUACCCCUCUAUCUAUCUAAUCCACGUUCAAUCCUCCCUCUUUCUAAAAGCAGUUUAAAAAAAUUCACCCACAUUCACUCACUGCCUGUAUCAGGAUUUGCGACGGCGAUGUGGCGGACGGCUAGGGUUUUUUCUUGAGGAAAAUUUCGAAACUGCAUAUUCAAGUACGCCAUGCCUGCCAUGAAGAAGAAGACUGAACCUGGUGAUAUGAGGCAAUUGUUUGAAAGACUGACGAAGGAGAUUGGAGAACCUGUCGAAUUUGAACUUCCUGAUUGGUUGAAUAAAUGGAAACCUACCUAUACCAUCAUAAAGCGCAAUAUAUAUCUAACUAAGAAGGUUAAGAAACGAGUAAGAGUGGAAGAUGAUGGAAUAUUCUGCUCUUGCACCUCAACACCAGGUUCUUCUGCUGCUUGUGGUAGAGAUUGCCACUGUGGGAUGCUAUUGUCAAGCUGUUCAUCAAACUGUAAAUGUGAUGAUUCAUGCCUCAAUAAACCAUUCCACAGACGACCUAUGAAGAAGAUGAAGAUAGUGCAGACUGAAAAAUGUGGGUCAGGGGUUGUUGCUGAGGAAAAUAUCAUGCAAGGAGAGUUUAUUAUUGAAUAUGUGGGAGAAGGUAACGUCUUUGAGUUAAAAUUAUUGAUGACAAAACAUGUGAAGAAAGGCUAUGGAGAAUGAAGAGACAAGGAGAAACAAACUUUUAUUUGUGCGAGAUUAAUCGUGACAUGGUGAUUGAUGCUACAUUCAAAGGAAACCAAUCAAGAUAUAUAAAUCAUAGUUGUUCUCCAAAUACCGAAAUGCAAAAAUGGAUGAUUGAUGGUGAAACAAGAAUCGGGAUUUUUGCAACUCGGGAUAUAAAGAGAGGGGAACAAUUGACCUAUGAUUACCAGUUUGUGCAGUUUGGUGCAGAUCAAGAUUGUCAUUGUGGUGCAAAAGGGUGUAGACUGAAACUGGGAGUCAAACCUAAUAAGUCAAAGUUUACUUCUUCAGAUGCUGCUUUAAAGAUUGUUGCAUGUCAGGUGGCUAUAAAUUCUCCAAAAGUAAAAGCAGUUCUUUAUGGGAAAGAUGUAUGUAUGUCUUUUCUUUAUAUAUAUAUAUAUAUAUAUAUAUAUAUAUAAAGAUCCAACAAUAUGUGUUAUGGUUUUCUAAUCAUUUAAAAAACUAAUUUGAGCUUUUUGUUUGUUCUAAAGGCUUACAAGAAUGGUGUUGGACAACAAGCAUAUUCGAGAAAUGCCAUUGAUGAAAUAAGAAUACCUCAUAAUUGCAUAGGGGAAGUUGUCAGAAUAGUACGCCCUGCUUCAGAGAGGACUUUUGGUAUGAUCAAGCGGUUUGACAUCAAUACAAGAAAACACUUGAUCAUGUUUGAAGAUGGUGUGACUGAGCUUCUUGAUUUGGCGCAAGUUGAUUGGGAGCUUUGUAACUUAGCAAGUUUUUUACAGGGGUAAAACCGUAAAAAUUUAUGGUCAAACCCGCAGUGAGUUUUUUUUUUAGGGUGCAAAUUCUUUAUUAAGAGGUGUUGCUGAAUGUAAAAAAACCUUGGGUCUAUCCUCCUCGUUUAUGUUGUUUGUUGUUUAUUAGUGAUUUUUUGAACUCUUGAACACCAGAAACCGUUUAAUUCUUUGUAAAUUUGAUUGUUUUUGGUUAGCCUAACCUUGGUUUUAUGAUUUUUUAAUUUCUGAUGUUAGUUUUAUUAAUCG